This is a messenger RNA of Ostrea edulis (European flat oyster), 1546 nucleotides long. RefSeq lists its product as uncharacterized. The record is from RefSeq and is a predicted model, not a curated record. The coding region runs from base 473 to 1459 and encodes 328 amino acids. The transcript is spliced from 12 exons. NCBI's taxonomy places the organism in Eukaryota, Metazoa, Mollusca, Bivalvia, Ostreida, Ostreidae.
ACCACUAAUCUGUAUCGAAGAUCAGGUAUGCAGAGCUUUUCAAAAAUAAUCUGCACGUUAUAGAAAUGUAAUAUAUUAAUUUCUUUAAAGAUGUGAGUAACAAAUAUCUACAUGUAUAUUUCAUCAUGAUUUUAUGAAGAUAAUUAUUAAAACUAGGAUUUUUACUAUGACGUGUAAAACGUUGUAAUAUUAUACAAAUCUUGAUUUAUAUUCGACAAUCUUGAUAUUUAUAUGAAGAAACUUUGAUGUAUAUUCGAUAAAUCUUGAUAUUUAUAUUCGAGAAAUCUUGAUAUAUCAUGGUUUUCGUGUAUGAAUAACAAGAUUCAAGAUUCUCGCAUAUCAAUCAACAUUAGUACUUUUUGCAACGUUUUACACACAAUAAUCUACCGGAAACCGUGACGUCUAAUCCAUCGUUUGCUAAAGAAAGAAAAAAGAACCUUUUCUUGUGUGACGGAAGUUUGAGGUAGAGACAAUGAUAACCAUGCUAAUUAAAUUGGAUUCUGUAAACACCGAGUGUUUGCAGUGUAACGAAGUUUCCAGCGUGCAGAUGUGUGUAACAAGGACCACUUGUGGCUCAGGAGAGGAAUGUUAUUUAGAAAAAGUAACAAUAGCAGAUUUAAGUGUCGUAUACAAUGCUGGUUGCCGAAGUGAACAGGUUUGUAAACUUAUGUCGGCUUUAUCUGGGGCAGGAAAACGUAAUUUAGUGAACUGUGCCGAUUGCUGUGUCAACUCUCCCGGGGAACCAGUUCCGUGUAAUGCCCGACUUUGUGGUCAACAACCAGCUGCGAUCAGCACAACGUCAUCAUCACCUGACGUCAGAUUGGAGUGCAUGAGUUGUAAUCUUGCGGUGUCCGUUCAUGACUGCCAGAAAACGACAACUACUUGUCAAGCUGGCGAGGAAUGCUUUUUGGAGUCGGUCACGACACCAGAUCGUAGAAUGAAAUUCAAUGCGGGAUGCAGAAGCAAAACGGUAUGCAAUUUGAUGAGCUCAUUUGGAUCAACGAUUGGCAAAAGAAAUUUGGUAAAUUGUGCCGCUUGUUGCAGCGACCCACCUGACAGUAAUGGACCUUGUAAUACACGGCUAUGUGGUGAAAGUUCUGAGCCACGAUGUCUGGUGUGUGAUGGUCUACAAACUACUUCUGAUUGUCCGUUCACAGAAAUUUGUGGACCAAAUCAGACAUGUUACAAUGGUGUGCGUAUAGUUGGUUCAUCGCUUUCCUACGUGUAUGGUUGUGAAGACGAAAAGGUAUGCCAAACGUUUGCAGUGAAUUAUCAUCACUAUCACGGGGGUCAGCAUGUGGCACGGUCUAUAGCACACGACGGUGGUGUCAUUGUAUGCGACUCGUGUUGUAAAGGUGACCUGUGUAAUUCUCAAGAUUGCGUCCUUCUCUUAAAAAACAUGACGGUUGAUAUGUUUGGAGGAACAACACAGCGGCCUAGUGGUAAUAUUCUUGGAUAAAACAACAGUAUAGUGGUCAAACGUCUCGGAUAGCACAAAAGUCUUGUGGCCAUGUUAUCGAACAGUCCAUAAAAAAUUAAUGUGCAA